Condylura cristata (star-nosed mole) is the source of this 1732-nucleotide messenger RNA. It is a transcript of the gene CALCR, whose product is annotated as calcitonin receptor. NCBI's taxonomy places the organism in Eukaryota, Metazoa, Chordata, Mammalia, Eulipotyphla, Talpidae. The transcript is spliced from 15 exons. The record is from RefSeq and is a predicted model, not a curated record. The coding region runs from base 263 to 1732 and encodes 489 amino acids. Gene Ontology annotation, cellular component: axon; plasma membrane. Gene Ontology annotation, molecular function: calcitonin receptor activity; amylin receptor activity. Gene Ontology annotation, biological process: positive regulation of cytosolic calcium ion concentration; cell surface receptor signaling pathway; adenylate cyclase-activating G protein-coupled receptor signaling pathway.
UCACUGCUGGGCGAGGGAAGAAGGCGCGGGGAAGGAAAGCCAGCCCCCCCAGACGCUGGGUGGGCUACGCCGCGGCUGGCGGACCUUCCUGGAUUGGAGAGGUGCGCGCCGUCUGCACCUCAUCCUGCGGCUGACAUCUGUCCAGGAGGUGGGAGCUGCAGCUUGAGUCUCUAGAACCACCACCUGCGAUUGCCCUUUGCCUCUGAGCUGUGCCAGUGCCCAGCGAGAGUAUUCCAGGACAAAGAGAUCUUCAAAAAUCAAAAUGAAGCUCACCUUUACACGUUGGGUUUUUGCCCUGUUCAUCUUUCUACAUCACCCAACCCCUGUUCUUCCUAACUAUUCAAAUACGACCUUUUCUCCAACCAUUGAGCCUGAACCAUUCCUGUACGUUCUGGGACGAAAGAAGAUGAUGGAUGCACAGUUCCAAUGCUAUGACCGAAUGGCGCAGUUACCCCCCUACCAAGGAGAAGGUCCAUACUGCAAUCGUACUUGGGAUGGAUGGACCUGCUGGGAUGACACCCCGGCUGGAGUGCUUUCCUACCAGUAUUGCCCUGAUUAUUUUCCAGACUUUGAUCCAACAGAAAGGGUUACUAAAUACUGUGAUGAAAAGGGGGUUUGGUAUAAACAUCCCGAGAACAAUGAAACUUGGUCCAACUAUACCAUGUGCAACGCUUUCACUCCGGAGAAACUGCAGGAUGCAUACAAUCUGUACUACUUGGCUAUUGUGGGUCAUUCUAUGUCGAUUUUCACCUUAGUGAUUUCUCUGGGGAUUUUCGUCUUUUUCAAGAACCUUGGCUGCCACAGGGUGACUCUGCACAAGAACAUGUUUCUGACCUAUAUUCUCAAUUCCAUGAUUAUCAUCAUCCACCUGGUUGAAGUUGUCCCCAAUGGAGAGCUUGUGCGAAGGGACCCGGUGAGCUGCAAGAUUUUGCAUUUCUUUCACCAGUACAUGAUGGCAUGCAAUUACUUCUGGAUGCUCUGCGAAGGGAUCUAUCUUCACACACUCAUCGUGGUGGCCGUGUUUACUGAUAAAAAUCAGUUGCGGUGGUAUUAUCUCUUGGGCUGGGGGUUUCCGUUGGUGCCAACCACUAUCCAUGCUGUGACUAGGGCGCUGUACUUCAAUGACAACUGCUGGCUGAGUGUGGAGACCCAUUUGCUUUACAUCAUCCACGGCCCUGUCAUGGCAGCAUUAGUGGUCAAUUUCUUCUUCUUGCUCAACAUUGUCCGGGUGCUUGUGAACAAAAUAAGAGAAAACCAACAUGCUGAAUCGCACAUGUACCUGAAGGCGGUGAGGGCCACUCUGAUCCUGGUGCCCCUGCUGGGGAUCCAGUUUGUUGUCUUUCCCUGGAGGCCUUCCAACAAGACACUUGCGAAAAUGUAUGAUUACCUGAUGCACUCUCUGAUCCAUUUCCAGGGAUUCUUUGUCUCGAUUAUCUACUGCUUAUGCAACAAUGAGGUGCAAACUACCCUGAAGCGUCAGUGGGCCCAACUCAAGACCCAGUGGAGUCUGCCCUGGAUGACCAGCAAUAACCGCCACGUCUCCAAUGCUAAUGCUGCUGCUGCUGCCGCUGCUGCCGCUGCUGCUGCUGUCGCCGCAGAUACUGCGGAGGGAGACAACCUUCCUGUUUACAUCUGCCACCAGGAGCCAAGGAAUGAGCCCACCAACAACCUUGGCAACGAGGGUGCUGAGGUCAUCGCUCUGGAAAUCGUUGAGCAAGAAUCAUCCGCUUGA